Manduca sexta (tobacco hornworm) is the source of this 3689-nucleotide messenger RNA. RefSeq lists its product as uncharacterized. Gene Ontology annotation, biological process: neuromuscular junction development; positive regulation of protein tyrosine kinase activity. The record is from RefSeq and is a predicted model, not a curated record. The coding region runs from base 402 to 2888 and encodes 828 amino acids. Gene Ontology annotation, molecular function: protein kinase binding. Lineage: Eukaryota; Metazoa; Arthropoda; Insecta; Lepidoptera; Sphingidae. The transcript is spliced from 10 exons.
UACGCGACAGCACAUUGUGUGUAACGGUUGUGUCGUAUCACUCCGCGAUACACGUCACACAACUUUCGUAAAAAAACGUCGUAAGCAAUUUUUUUUAGUGUUUUUCGUACAAACUACUGCAGUGUCGGUGCGAAAGUUGAAAACUUUUUGCGAGUGUUGGUGUGUUUGUUUCAUAUUGCGUGAAAGAAAUUAUAUUGUUUUAGUGCAUUUUUGGAAUAUUGCAAAGAGCAGGUAGUGAGCGCGUCGGCUUGGCGCGAAGAAAGUGGAUUUUCGCUGAGAUUCCAAGUGUAUUAGUGUUCAGUGGAUACGAGUGUACAGUAGUGAGCAGUGUUAUAAUGUGUUAGUUCACGAUGCUGCCACGGUGGCGCUGCGGUCGGGUCACGUGACAUCUGCAAAACAAAAUGGCGGAGAGCAGCCCCGCCACUUCGAUCAUCGAGGGAACUGUCAAAUUUCGCGAUGGGAAAAAAUGGAAAUCGCGAUGGUGUGUCAUGAGAAAGCUGUCCCCGGUAGCAGAUUGCGUGCAUCUCCAGCUAUACAAAGACCUGAAGGAGCGUCAGAAGAACGGGCAGACGAAGGCUUCCCUCUCCCUGCAGCAGUACCUGGGCUUCGAGUCAGGGUUCACGCUUGACAAGGAGUCCAACACCCUCGCUAUCUUGUGCGAAGACGUCGUGCCCGUUUUGGCUUUUGAUACCAGAGAGGGAUUAAUACAGUGGCGAGUUAAGGUGCAACAUAACCUGGGCAGCAGCCGGGAGUUUGCCGCUGUAGUGAUCUCGGCUCCGUCGUCAAACGGCGUGCGCGCAGGCCCGGUGCGGUUGCACGUGUGCGGCCCACGGCUUGCUCUCUGCGCCUCUCGCCCUCCGGAGGUGCUCGCUUUGUGGGACGUCAAACUACUCAGACGUUUCGGCAUGGUAGACAAGCGUUUCUGCGUGGAGGGAGGUUCGCGGUGCGGCAAGGGCGAGGGGCUGUUUGUGUUCGCUGCAGAGGGCGGCCGCGAGCUCACCGACCUGCUCAACGUGUAUAGCCAUGAGGCGCAGUCCAGGCUCAGUAUAGCCUCCAGGAGUGGGUCAGUGAUGGAAAAGCGUUUCUCGGACACGAGCUCGUGCCUGGACGACUGCUUCCACCCAUCCAUGCGGUCGGUGUCGCCCUCGUGGGCAGGCCCCGCGAGCCACACGAUGCACUGCCUCUCAGAGCUGGACGGCAGCGUGGACGGGGACGAUAAGUUCCGAAGACCCACGUCCCUGCCUAGGUGCUCGAGUUGCAUUGGAAAGAUCAGUAACUUGACUAGGUCAUCAACAAUGGGCACACCAGGUUCAAUAAUGUCUCCAGUAUGGACCAUGGACAACAUCAUCGAGAAGCGUUCAGAUUCUGACCGCGCGUCGAUCUACUCUCGCUCGAGCGGGAGUGCCUCGGAGUACAGCGUGCCUCGCAGCACCUGCCUCCUGGACAAGAGCUUCGACUCCAAACGUGCCAGUCCUGUAGGCUGCUGCACGCCAACCGUGCCAGCCAAGACUGGCGCGUGCCAGUGUUGGCAGCAAAAGCCUUGCUGCUGCAGGAAGAAGCCCUUUAGUGGACCUUAUGAGAAUUAUGACGUACCAAAGACACCUAUGCCUUUGAUACAGGAGCACCCAGUGGACGGUCACACUGACCCGUCAAGCCUGUACGACACACCAAAGAAACUGAAAUGCGUGAUCAGCGACCAGCCGUGUGGCUGCGAACACCAGCAGGACACAGACAAAUGUGAUAUUAGCGUAAGCGAAGAACCAGAACAGGCCAACUACGUCAACGUCACCCCACUGCCCAAGAAACCUGCCAAGGAAGUCGACUACGGCAACUACGCGAACAUAGACUUAAAUGCUACGUUGGAGAAGUUUCAAAAUUCCCUGCACAUUUUAAGAAGUGCUGGAUUCAGCCAAGAAGAGCUGGAUGCGUUAGAGGACAUUCCAGAACAUGAUGACGAUAUAUCAACAGCCACUACAAACACUGUCCACCCCUCUACAGAAUGCUGCAUGCAUACAGAAAAUGCGGAGAGCAGUUCAAGCAACAGCAACAAGAACUAUUCAGAUAACAUUAGUAGGAUCAGUCAUAUUUCAGAUCCCACUCAUUCUGACGCAGACCUUACCAUGAGCACUCGAAGAUCAAGCUCAGCCGACUUCACCAAACGUUACGACGACGAUUAUACCAACGUGCAAAUAUGUUUCACACCAACUGUUCUACGAAAAGCUACAAAGAACGACAGGAUCAACGAAGGUUCCCUACAGCUUACCAGUUUGGAAAUCGUAGAAUCCAAAGACAAACUCUUUAAACCAGAGACCAAAACUGAGAGCACGUUCGUGGCAAAAUUUCGAGAUGCCGUCAAAAUCCGAAGGUCUUCGAGUGUCCCGAGUAAGUCAGAUAAGAAUAGGGACUCGUCAAGUUCAAACGAUUCAGGGGUUUCGACUGGUUCUCUGAAGCAUCACAAGAUGGACUUUGAUUUCGAAGUGCCAGGGUCGAAGUGUAUCAAGAAGAGACUGAGCACGAAGCAGGUGCGGAAGGCACUGAUGCAGCCGCAGGCGUUCGUGAAGUCCAACUCCUCGGACCCGCUGAAGAACCUGACAUUUCAGUUCGAGGAAGUGGCGACACUCACUAAGUCUAGCUCGUGUGAUGUCGACACUCUGACUAGGAGAAAGAAGACUAACGUGGAAACGGAAGCUUCAGCACGUCACAGCCAAGCCACAUCGAAAAGCACGUGGAGCGGCGCAUCAGACACUUCCGACUACAUGGAGUCACUGUCGGUGUCCUCGGGAGGGUCAGCAGGACCUCCAGAGAGGCACGCGGCGAGACCUCGCUCGGGGAGAGAGUACGCGAGUGUCGACAGAGCUGCUCUAGCUGCUAUGGCCUCCGAUGUUUGAAAAAAACUUACGCCUUAAUCGCUGGCAUAAAGUGUGGAAACAUUACUUCUUUGGUAGAUUUAGGAUGGUGGUAUAAUAGUAGAUUUCUUGUGUAGCUGGCUACACCUAUUAAACAUUGCCAACAAUGUGAAGUGGUUUAGUAUACAAUACUAUUCUAAAAGAAUUGUGUAUAUUACUGCGGUAUAUAUUUAGUUGUAAUGAUACCAAAUUUUGAGAAAGGACUAUUGUGCUUAACGAUCUAAGUUUAAGGUUGAAUAAAAUUGGAAUUUUUGUUAAAAUAAAAUAAAAAUCCUUAGGAUUCAUAAAACGGUAUAACAGUCACAUAAUCAUACAAUUAUUUAUAAAUAUUUUUAUAAAAAAUAUCUACUAUACUACUUUGCCAAGGCUUGCAACACCGAAUAUAUUUUUUUAAUCCAGUCACCAUGCUGUACAGAUAAGUGUAAAUAUACUGUAUAUAAGUACAUAAAGAAUUACUAUGUUCCUAUGUACAUUUAAUAUAGAGUGGAUUCAUUACGAAUUUAGUUAUUUAGUAGCGUGCCAAAAAUGUUGCCAGGUAGAACGGUUUUUGGUGAUGGCAAUCUAUAAGUAAAACGUAACAAUAUAGUUUUGUAUUAAGCGAAGUCGUAUUUCAUUUAUUUGUUUUAAUAUCAGCAUGUAUAAAUGUUAGUGUGUAGUCAUAGUUUCAUUAUACUUAGGUACUUAAAUUAUUUGUGCCUUUGCAUAUAAAUAAUGUCUUUCAUUUAUUUUUGUUACCCUUAUGUACAACUUUACUUUUUGAAUAAAUGAAAGAGAAAUUUGUAA